Messenger RNA from Neofelis nebulosa (Clouded leopard), 5109 nucleotides. It is a transcript of the gene KIR3DL3, whose product is annotated as killer cell immunoglobulin like receptor, three Ig domains and long cytoplasmic tail 3. Lineage: Eukaryota; Metazoa; Chordata; Mammalia; Carnivora; Felidae. The record is from RefSeq and is a predicted model, not a curated record.
GUUGGACUGAGCACAGGGUUGUCUGAAGUGACAGCCUGGUGCUGUGCUGUUACACUGGUUCACGGAAUAACCAUUUUUUAGAAAGCUGCUUCCCACGGCAUUUGCCCAUUUCUUCGGUGUAAACACGCCCUUCAUGGCCAACAUCAAGAUGUCAUGUGAAUGCACUGUGUGCCCAGCAUGGACACAGUCGUCUUUCACAGUCAACUUAUAAACAUGAGCUGGGCCCCAUUUCAUGGCAUCCUGUGUACUUCUCAGCUUUGCUGGGUCACCACUCAGCAGAAGCAGCGCCAUACCACCCAUAGUCAUCAGCCUGGCAUGUCUUGAGUUCUUCAUCCAAAGGAUCUGGACACAAGUGGGUGGUCCUCCUGUGCUGUGCUCCUCCCUGUCUGCCUGGCCAAGCCCAGUGGUUCCUCAAGGACAAUGUGUGACUCUUCAGUGCCACUCUCAUUGCAGGUUUGGCAUGUUCAGACUGUACAAGGUCACUGGUGCCCUCAUUCCUGAACUCCACAGCAUAAUGUUGCAGGACAGCUUCCUCGCUGGCCCUGUAAUCCCAGCACAUGCAGGAACUUACAGAUGUUGUGGAUCCUACCUUGGCUCCUCCUCUGUGUGGUCACCACCCAGUGACCCCCUGUUGAUUGUGGUCACAGGAGUCUACAGAAAACCUUCCAUCUCAGCUCAGCCAGGUCCCCUGGUGAAAUCAGAAGGGAACAUGACCUUGCAUUGUCGCUCAGAGAUCCAGUUUGAAGGCUUCGUUCUUCACAGUGAGGAGCUAUCCAAGGCCCCUUGGCACCUUCCCGGGCAGCCCCAUCGUGAGGGUUCCCAUGCUAACUUCAUCAUGGGUCCUGUGACAGCUGCCCAUGCAGGGACCUACAGGUGCUUCGGUUUUCUGAAUCACUCCUUCUAUGAGUGGUACCCCAGCGACCUCCUGGACAUCAUGAUCACAGGUCUACAUAAGAAACUUUCUCUCUGGGCCCAGCUGGGUGCCGUGCUGAGUUCAGGAGAGAACAUGACCCUGUCCUGCUGCUCAGAGAGCAACUUUGACGUGUACCAUCUACCCAGGGAUGGGCAGCUCCGUGGGCACCAGCUGGCUGAGGGGCAGAGGCACGAUGGUGCAUCCUGGGCCCACUUCCUUCUGGGUCCCGCAAAACCAGCCCUGGGUGGGACCUACAUAUGCCAUGGCUCUUUCAACUCCUCUCCCUGUGAAUGGUCAGGCCCAAGUGACCCACUGUACCUUUCUGUCACAGGAAACCUGUCAAGUAGUUGCCUUCCAUACAGAGAACCAAACUCCAAAACUGGUAACCCCAGACACUUGCAUGUUCUGGCUGGCCCUUUAGUGGCCAUCAUCUUCCUCACCAUCCUUCUUUUUUUCCUCACUCAUCGCUGGUGCCAUGCCACAAAGAAUGCUGCUAUAAUGAACAGAGAGCCUGAGGUGGACAUAAUGGUGAGUAGGGAGGAUCCUCCAGCAGAAGACGCACAGGAGGUGACAUACACAGAGCUGGGUCAUUGCAUUUUCACACAGCAAAAAACCACCCCCACUUCCCAGGGGCCCGAGGAACACUCGAGUGAUGCCAGUGUAUACAUGGAAUUUGUAAGGCCAAUCAAGGCUUGAAUCCUAUGCCUGAGCACACCCAGAAAGACCCCGAGGAGGCUUUAGACCCAUGGACGCCAUAGCUCUUUCUGAAACCUCGCUUGACAACUCCGUCCUAACAACAAAUUAUGUCUUCAGAUUCAUCUCACCCUAAGAUGAGAUAAAAACCUCAGGACCCCCUAGAAAACAUUCGUAGGAUUGUUGUCCUUGUUAUUCUCAUCUCUACCAUCUAUUCCCUAAGUCCUCUGCCCUGCUCUGUGCUAUGGUUGUGUUAUGGUAAAGCAUAGGAGCUGAUCCCUAUUGAUUUUGACUUUGGCUUCCUUGCUGUCUGGCUCCAUUGGACCCUGUCAAUAGAGACCUCCCUGUAGUCAUGCUGAGUCAAUUUCUUACUUAGUGCUAUCUUUAACUGCUACCAUUUAUAUAACUCCACCUUAAAGUGAAUUAUCUACAUACUGCCAAAAUCAAAAAUUAUGAUAUUAAGAAUUCUCCAAGACCAUUUGCCUGUGACAGGACCAAAUAUCUUACCCAUGAAUUAAGACACGAUGUAUAGUGUGAAGUAAUGUGUCCCCAGGCUAAGACUGUAAAUAAUUUUGUUCUUCAUUGUUUACAGGGUAAACAACUGUAUUGCUUUCACAGGCUAAAAUGUGAAACACACUAGGGGGUCAGAGAUGUGUUGUUGUUUUUUUUAAUGUUGAUGGUCUUUUCUCAUUACAGAAGAGACAUUCAUUCUUUGUAUAAAAGUUGGAAAAUAGAUACAGAAAAAAGAAAAAUCACCAAUAAAUUUAUCAUCAGAUAAUCAUUUUAAACACUUGUUGCUUUAAUUUUGGCUUAAAGUACUCAUGUGUGUGGUUCGACAGAAUUUUACGCAUUUGCACCUUUGCAACCACCACCUGUGCCAAAAUGUAGAAUAUUCUUAACACCCCAGAAAACUUUCUUGGCCCUUUUUGUGGGUAAGUUCUGACUUCCGUUAUUAUGCUACUAUAAACAAAUAAACAAAGCUAUCAUCUAUCUACUAUUAAUCAUCUUUCUUCCUAGCUAUUACUGAAUUUCACCUACAUGGAACCAUAUACUGUGUAUUUUUGUGACUGGCACCUUUCGUUCAACAUCAUAUGUUUGAUAUUUCAUCACAUCUUUGCAUGUGAAAAAUUAUUUUCCAUCCUGUGUAAGAAUCCAUUGUGUGACUAUGUCACAAUUAUGUAUCUAGUUGUGGUGAGUGUCCCAAACUGUGAUGCCUUAAUUUCUUGCACUCUUAUGUCCUUCCAGAACCAUCCAGAUAGAUCUACCCAAUCUUACUGGAAUCCGGGAAGCCAUGCUGGGGCAGGUCCAGGCAUCCUCAAGUGAGAGAUACUGGAAGCUCUAGUGGCCAGAGAGCACCUGGCUGGUGUCCCCAGCAUGGAGUCUGGCUCUCGCCCAUCACCUUUGCAGCUAACUCCUUCAGGGCACAUUAGGGAGUCCCACGCACCCCAUGUCUCAAUUUAGUAUAGACGAUUGCCCCCAAGGCUCAAUCAAGGAAAUCCAGUAGCAGGAUGUGGAUCUAUCAGGAUAAUUCUGGAAAAAAACAAAACAGUGCAAGAAAUUAAAACAUCAGAGUUUGGGAGACUCGGCAAUAUUUUGGAUGCAGAACUAGCAUCAAAGUUAACCUUGUUAGAGAACAACAGUGAAAAUGACAGUUUCUGUGCAGCAAUGACAGGAAUUCACAUUUUUGAGCACCUCUUCAACAAAAUCUGUUUCACAUAUAUUUCUUCAAUGAAUCUUUCUGUAAUAUUUAUCAGGGCUCCUUGUUAUCUGUACUUUGCUAAGUAGGGAAAUUCAAAGAGAUUAAGUACCUUGUCAAAGGUCACACAACAUGGCAUGUUUGUUGACCAUUAUGGGGCCCCAAAAAGAAGACCCCUGAACCCAACCACUGUCUGGUGAAACCACCUCCUGUAAACAUAUAUCAUACCUUGGAUUUAGGGGAUUGGUCCAGGUAUGGACUUUAAGACACACUUGGGUUUUGGAACCAGGGGAGACCUUGGGCUUGGCUCAAAAAUAUUUCCAGGAAGUCAGAUAUUUUUGUUCAGCACAUGUUGCAGGGAAACCAAAGCUAUUAUUGAGAAAGGAAGUUGUGCAGCUUUCUCUAUCAACAGUUUGUAGAGGGACCUGAACAAGGAUGAGAGGACCUAACAGACAGACAGCACCCGUGCAUGGGUCAUUUCUGUGGGGCUCCUGGUUUCUGCACAACAGAGGUGUACAAUAGCCAAGGAAGGAAAGUAAGUGUAUUAGGUCCUACUGAGGUCUACAAGGGGAGGCAUGGGGGAGUUACCUGGAACUCCCCAGAGACUGGGGCAUGGACCCAUAGCAAUCACAUGGACAACUGAGGUUUUCCACAACCUCAGUUUGAACACAAGGUUUCAGCUUGGAUGCUAGGGUUAAGGCAAGAAUUUGGAAAAGAGUUUAAGUCUCCAUGUGACUUCUCUUACAGUGUUAUGAAUGAAUAUGAGAAGGCGAAUCCUUCUCUCAGACCACAAUGUCCUCUUUCUCAGUAGAGAAGUAAGAGGCUCCUUCCAGGGCACCUGGGAGGCAAAAAAAAAAAAAAAAAAAAGGUGUUUAGGGAUAAGUUUGAUUCUGAGAACAAGUUGGCUGUUGAGAUCCCAGGGAAGAGAAGAUUAAAGAAAGGUUUUGGGCAUUUGUGCCUAGAAAGAUGUUCUAGAGACCUUCCCACUGGAAUGAUCUAGGUUCUGUGACCCUAAAUGGGGUCUACAUUCUGUAGAGCCUGAAUUCCUCAAGGAAAGGAUGCUGUGGAAUGCAUGAAGUUCAGUAAUGUCCCAAAGCAAGUUCUGGUUCCUCAGCCUAUACAUGCCAGCAGACAACACAGGACACUUGUUCUCAGCUAGGGCAACAUGGCUGUGUCCACACAUGGACCAUUAUAAUAGUGUCUGGAGACAUUUUUAGUUAUCACGACUGUGGAGGGGGUUCUACUGGCAUCUAGUGGACAGAAACCAGGGGUGCUUGCCAACAUCCUGCAAUGCCCAGGAUGGUGCUCCCUGCCCCCCACCCCCGCACACACAGCAGAGAAUCACUAUCUAACCCUGUCAAUAAUGCUAAAGUUGAAAAAAAAAACCCAAAACCUUGUCUAGGAUGCAAUGCUGGUCACCAUUUCCAAAAACUAGCUGAAAAAUGUGCCAUGAACCCCUGGAAAAUGUGUUAUACCCUGAGAUAAACUCAUUUUUUACAGCGACAAAGCCAUGUUUUAUUAGACAGUGACUCUGUGUGUGUGUGUGUGUGUGUGUGUGUAUAGUAACAUUUCCAUGUACCCUCUGAUAUACAAUAUCAAAUAUUUCACAUAUCAGAAUAUACUAAGAAAAGUAGGUUUUGCCACUUCUCAAAACAUAUCCCUCAUCUCUUUUCAGUUCCGCAUUUCCCUCAAGAGUAAGUUCUAUUGCAGAGGGCACCUGUUGGGGUGAACACUGGGUGUUGUAUGGAAACCAAUUUGACAGUAAAUUUCAUAUUAAAAAAUAAAAUAAUUUUUUAAGAAAGAGUAA